UCGGUUUUUAACGUUUUUAGUUCUUAUGAUUCUUAUUCAAAAACAUUUAAAACUAGAACAUAACCUACUAUAAAUCGUAAGUUAAUAAGAACCAAUGUAAAAGUAUUUAAAUACUACAUUUAAAAAUUAAUAAAUAAGAAUGGCAAUGGCUGGCGUACCUGCUGAAGUUGAAGCUGAACAGAUUAAAUCUUUCAAAGAUUUCCUUACAUCGUACAAUAAAUUAUCAGAAGUUUGUUUCAUUGAUUGUAUAUCCGAUUUUACUUCACGAGAUAUUAAAGAAAAUGAAGAAAAAUGUGCUUUAAAUUGUAUGGAGAAAUAUUUAAAAAUGAAUCAACGAGUGUCUCAGAGAUUUCAAGAGUACCAAAUGAUAAUGAAUGAAAAUGCAAUGGCUAAUGUUAAAAAACUAGGGUAAAUGUUGUUAAUUAUAAGUAUGUUCAUGUAUAAUUAAAUUUUAUUGAAUAAAUAUUAAUAACAAUCUUA
This is a messenger RNA of Microplitis demolitor, 480 nucleotides long. RefSeq names its product mitochondrial import inner membrane translocase subunit Tim9 (gene Tim9a). The transcript is spliced from 2 exons. The record is from RefSeq and is a predicted model, not a curated record. The coding region runs from base 140 to 412 and encodes 90 amino acids. NCBI's taxonomy places the organism in Eukaryota, Metazoa, Arthropoda, Insecta, Hymenoptera, Braconidae.